This is a messenger RNA of Funneliformis mosseae, 669 nucleotides long. The record is from the annotation of a GenBank genome assembly. Lineage: Eukaryota; Fungi; Glomeromycota; Glomeromycetes; Glomerales; Glomeraceae.
AUGUCUUCGAACAGCCUUUUAAACAUCACCACGCGCAUUAAUGGUGGAAUACGACCUUCAGUACAAGCACAGCGUCGACGUCGAAGACGACAAGGUAGAAUAUCUCAGAGACGCGAUCAACUCAUCAAUAUUCAAAGCACGUUAGAUCUAAUCGCCAACCUUCCAACAUAUAUGAAUUUUUUAAUGGAUCAUUGUCUUUCAAAACAAGCUCCUUUGAAAGAGAAAAUAUUUGAAGAUAUGAAGUCACGGUUAGGUAUGACCUCACAACCGAAUCAAGAAAUAAUUGAUCAAUCAUCAUCGACAAAUGGGCAUAUAUCGAUUGACGGUCGGUCACAAGGAGAUUUGAGUAAAUUGAUGAAUGAAUUUGUUGAAAUGAAUACCGUCAAUUUAGCUAAAUAUAAUAACGAAGAAAUGACAUCUAAAAGGAUUUCAUCUGAUAACGAGGAAAUAUCAUCUAAAAGGGACGAAUUAAUUUCAUCUGAUAACGAGGAAUUAUCAUCUAAAAGGGACGAAUUAAUUUCAUCUGAUAACAAGGAAUUAUCGUCUAAAAAGGAUUUAAGUGAGAAAAUUGAGGACAUUGUAAAAUUUAUUUCAAAGGAACUAAAUGAGGUUCGCUAUAGUUUCUCAAGAUUAGUUUUUGUCUCUGUCGGAUUAAGAAAGUCAACUUAG